ACAUGCCUUUCAAGAACUGUAAUCGCAUAAUCAAGCUACCAAUGUAUGUGUUGGUGGUAAUUCUAGUGGUUUUAAAUCCAGCAGUUGCCUACUCCGAGAGGAGAAUAGAACGGCAGAUAGACGAUGGUACUGACGUUGCUGGGAAGGUACAUGGAGAAAUUGCUAGAGAUUGUCAACCGAAGGCACCUUUUAAUAUUGCUCAAAAGGCAGCAGCGGAGGCAAAAGCUGCCCAUGCCGCCCAAGACGCGGCUGGCGCACAGGCCGCCCAUAUGGUAAAAUCGCAACUAGCCGAGAAAGCACUUCAAGCUGCGAAAGCAGCAGAUGCAGCACUAGCCGGCAAGCAGGCGCUGGUGGAACAGCUUCAGCAGCAGGUGGUGGAAGCCGAGGCGGUAGUAGCUCAGAACGCGAGAGCUAUACAGAAGCAGGAGCUAGCUGUUAAUGCAGCAAACCAAGCUCAUGACCAGGCAACUGCUCAGUACAAACUCUUGAGCCAAGCAGUCCAAUUAGCUUCUCAAGUAGAAAAAUCUACCAUGUGCGUGCUGGAUAAGACUAAAGCAGCGUUGGAGGAGAAGGUUCAUCAUUUGUCUGACGCGAGGAGUAGACUAGGCCAGCUGCAGCAUAAACUGCAAUGUGCUCGCGAAGACUGUGCAGCUACUAAGCAAGCGGCGUUAGCUGCAGCCGAAGCAGCGAGAGCAGCUUGUGGGAAUGCUAGAAAGAAGAAACAUGUUAGGAGACAUCUAGUAUCGAGAGAGAAACAUGGUCGAUGAGUAGUGGUAAGAGAAUUUGGUAUAAGUGAAGAAUGACUUUCAAUAACACGAAAGAAAGUCAGAUCAGCUUCAGCACCAAUUGAUAUUUUUGAUCUCAAAUAGGAUGGAUUGGAUUUGAAUUAUCACCAAAUAUCAAAUUAAUGUUGAUAGAACGCU
Aricia agestis (brown argus) is the source of this 923-nucleotide messenger RNA. RefSeq lists its product as uncharacterized. The coding region runs from base 3 to 767 and encodes 254 amino acids. The transcript is spliced from 3 exons. Lineage: Eukaryota; Metazoa; Arthropoda; Insecta; Lepidoptera; Lycaenidae. The record is from RefSeq and is a predicted model, not a curated record.